AGGUGAUGGGGAUCUAGUUUACUCUGACUGGGAAACAAUGACAGUGAAUAAAGUGAAAAAUGGACAGACAGAGGAGAUGAUCAGACUACUGAAAUGGAGACCUUUCAAACUCUGUGUCAUCACCUCUGGUGAUCUCCUGGUUACCAUGUACAGUGAUGAUAAAAUACAAUCCAAAGUUGUCCGUUACACUGGCUCCAUAGAGAAACAAACAAUCCAGUUUGAUGAGGAGGGUAAACCUCUGUAUUCAGGAAAUUACAAAAUUAAGUACAUCAGUGAAAACAGAAACCUGGAUAUCUGUGUGGCUGACUGUGGAGCUGGUGCUGUAGUGGUGGUCAAUCAGGCUGGAAAACUCCGAUUUAGAUACACUGGUCAUCCUUCUACUACAAAGAACGAACCAUUUAAACCUUUUGGCAUCACAACAGACAGCCAGAGUCAGAUCCUGACAGCAGACCAUUAUAACCACUGUAUCCACAUCCUAGACCAGGACGGACAGUUCCUCCGUUAUAUAGAUGACUGUGAUCUGAAGGAUCCAUUUGGUUUAUGUGUGGACCAAAAUAACUGUUUGUUUGUUGCUGAAUGGAGAGGAAAGAUUAAGAAAAUUAAAUAUCUUGGAUAGAUUUAUCUAUUUU
Saccostrea cuccullata (small rock oyster) is the source of this 629-nucleotide messenger RNA. Its product is annotated as tripartite motif-containing protein 2-like. Lineage: Eukaryota; Metazoa; Mollusca; Bivalvia; Ostreida; Ostreidae. The transcript has a single exon. The record is from RefSeq and is a predicted model, not a curated record. Gene Ontology annotation, molecular function: protein binding; ubiquitin protein ligase activity; translation repressor activity. Gene Ontology annotation, biological process: proteasome-mediated ubiquitin-dependent protein catabolic process; protein polyubiquitination; negative regulation of translation. Bases 38 to 616 code for a protein of 192 amino acids.